CGCAUUGUUGUCACUCCCCCUCCACAGCUACUGUUGACCCAGCUGCAUACACGCUUGAAACCACCAACUCAUCUGCCAUCCCGUGGCUACUUGUCUUUUAAAUCCAGUUUGUUUGCAAGCCAAGUUAGCGCUGUUCUCGUCCUUGCUGCUGUAGGAGUUCUGGCGAGUCCGCAGCCACUGCUGGCCAUGGAGCGAGGAAGCGGGUUUUCGUUCAUGAAGUAUGGGACGGCAGCGUCUCUUGCGAUGGUUCUGCUGGCGUACUGGUUACGACCUCCCGGGGAGUCAAGGCUGGAUGACCGGCUGGACACGGUGCUGUCCUCCCUGCUGCGGGCUGAAAGCAAAGUGGGGAUUAACAACGCCAGACCCAGGGUGGCGAUAGGUUUAGGGGGUUGUGUAGACAUCCUCGUGGACGGGGUGAGGUUGCUGAAUAAGAUCGGCCUGCCACCUACAGACCAGCCUCUCCAUCAUGACUACAUAGAGAACGCUGAUCAGCUGGCACAGAGCUUCGCUUACUUCUUUGUCCCGGGAGCCGCUGCAGAGCGGUUUGUGAUGAACAACACCCUGUUCAGUCAGCUGGUCGAGACAUCUCGUGAGUUGCCCGGCAACCGCUGGUCCAUAGGUGGCAACGCCCCAGUGAUGGCUGGUCGAAUGGCAGCCGAGGGCUGCGACGUGUUGCUAGGGGGGAGCUUUAGCCCUGACUUCGCUGAUGUACUGUCCCAGCAUAUCACAGUUGCAGGUAAUGUGGUGGACGAGCCUGAUAUCCAUCUGAUCCUGGAGUACCCAUCUGGAGCCACCUGGGGCCAGUACACCGCCCGCAGGGCCAACAGGUACAUAGUCCACAGUGAUGACCAUAACCCAUACCUAGCGUCACUGGAGGACUUUGAGGAUAAGCUGCAGGACUUCCAUCCUGACCUGCUGGUGAUGGGCGGGCUCCAAAUGAUGGACAGCUUCCCCUUCCGACAAGGUGAGAGGGAAAACCUGCUCUCUCGGCUUGGCAAUCUCCUCUCCUCCUCCUCCCCUCGGACAGGCGUCCAUUUUGAGAUGGCCAGCUUCGUGGAUGAGGGUCUAAUGGGGGACCUGCUGCAUCUGGUCCUACCCCACGCCGACUCCCUGGGGAUGAACGAGCAGGAGCUGCCCAACCUGCUCAGCCUUCUGAGGGGCUCUAACGUCACCGUACUCUCUGACCCUAACCCCCGCGUUGCUACCGUCCUCGACCAGAUGAGGGAGCUCUACCGCCUGGUCAACCAGCGCUACCGCGAUGCUAAUGAGGAUAGCGGCGUGGACGCUAAUGCAGCUAGCGCUAAAGGCCGGCCGCUGUCCAGGCUCCACGUGCACACGUUGGCGUUCCAGGCCAUGAUCGUGACGCGUGGCUCCCAGUGGAAGAACACCAUGUCGGCCGUGGCCAAGGCCUCGCUUACAGCCAACCGCCACGUGUGCGGCUCGCCGGACAUCGACCCCAGCAAGGCGCGGCUCAUCAUGGACGAGUCAUUCUCUGUGAGCCGGCAGGAGGGCAGCCAGCGGAUCCCUCUAGAGGAGACCAGGCCUGUCAGCUGCUGGGAUGAGGAUGACUAUGAGAUCUGUGUGGCGCCCAACCUAGUGUGCACAGAUGUUUACCAGACUGCAGGGGGAGGGGACAACAUCUCUGCCGCAGGACUGGUGCUGCAGAUCUGAGCCGACUUUAGCGACCAACGGCUAACUCUAGCAAAGAGAUCCCCUAACAUGUGAAGUCUUUUAUCAUUCUGGUUUUAGGUGUGUUGUUUGUGUUGCCGGUGCAAUGCAAAUGCUGUGUGCAGUGUGUCUGGCAGGGCUGAGCCUACUCCUCUUCUGUGCUUUUGGCUGUCCUCUGCCUACUCUCCCCCCCUUUCCUCCUGUGCUCCUCUUUCUCCUGUUCUCUCUGAGCAGUAUGACCUGACACAUCCACACACACUCAUACACUCUCUCAUUCCAUCAGGUGGAGCUCAUCUCAUAAUCUCACUCAUAUCAUAUGGGACCUAUUUCCUCAACCAGGGCCACGUUCCGUAGCCAAAUAUUGCAGAUAGAAAUACCACGAAUAGAGCUGACGUGAUUCCUUACUCUACAUGUCAGAGGCAUAUUUGUUCUACAUAGAAAUAUGCUAUCUGAAUAUCCAAAACGUUGCGUCAUACUGAACGUGCCCCCCAUGUGUGUGUGUUUUCCUUUGACGUGUGUGUUUGUCAGGUGUGUUAAGGUCCAGACACUGUUCACAUACACGUCACAUAUUCACUCCCUGUAGAGCAUUACAUAUAUACAUAUCUGGUGUCCAUAGCUAUUCCAUUCUGUCCCAGGAUAUCCACGCACAAAACAAACAUUCCAACAGUUUCACCAUUUCAGCCAAAACAUUCUAUAGUUUUUUUCUCAGGGGAAAGCUUUCCUUUGAUAUGACUGUUUUCAUGUUAACCUAAUUUAGAGCUGGUGGCAUACGGGCCUUAUCUCAUGUGUCUAGCGCCUGUACACAUAAUGCACUGUGAUGUUGUCAUCUUCAGUCUGAAUCCUAUGUAAUGAUUGAUGACAACCACAGGGGAGUGUUUCUCUGUUAUGUCUGUAAUGUGAAAGAGAGACUUGUUUUUACCCCUGACAUGAGCGUGUAUUCUUCUCAUAACCUCCUCACUCUCCGUAUACUGCCUGCAUCCUAUCAUAUCAUUGAGUCAUACACACAUUAGGCUCUUAAGUUGUGUGUUUGAAUGAUUCUUGCAUGGGCCACAUACAAGGCGCUUUGGAUAAAAGCAUCUGCAAAUUAAGUAUGCUAUAUCAGACAAACAAGUUUGUGUCAUUUAGAUGUUUUCUCUGCAGAACAGCUCAUAUGAUCUCUUUACCUGGGCCCAUAUUCAUAAAGAUUCUUGGAGAAGGAGUAAUAAUCUAGGAUCAGUUAUCUUUUAGCUCAUAGGCAAUUGAUUAAGUUUACAUGGACCGGGGUUAACCUGAUCCUAGAUCAGCACUUCUACUAUGAAACUCCUUAUGAAUACAGGCCCUGUUCUAAAGGGGGACUGGGUGCAUCCUACCAGUCUAAAGUGGCUUUCUCUCCUUGUUUCCUUUAUUUAAUUGGCACUGAUCAGAAAGAACUACACCUAUCCCCAAUCAGAUGAGUUGCAGAGGGAAGGGAGGAAGGAAGCUGCUGUGUACUACUGAGAUGCAGCAUGAAGCCUGUAGGCUUGGCAGGGUUUCUCCACUGUCCUCUUAAGGCGGAUGCAUUUAUUUCCAGACAGAACACCAUGCCACUCCAAGCUGAGUCCACCCCUCUGCAUGUGUUCCUGCUUCUCUGCAACUGCUUGUACACACCCAUGUUGUGUGUGCGUAUGUAUUUGCAUGAGUGUGCAUGCUUGCAGAAUAUAUUUGCUCCAGUGAAUGAAUGUGUGUGUUGCUCUGGCCAGCUGACGUAAUUGUUGUCUCAGGGAUUAUCUGACCUGUGCUGUUAAGGAGGUGUGGAAUAUCUGGGUCCUUCUUUCUGGAGGCUCUGGGAUAGAGACUUCCAGGUGGAUCGCAGUACAUGGAAGGAAGGAUGGCUCAUGGCCAGGUGAAUUGGUUUGUUCUGAGUGACUUGGGCGAAAUAAAGAAACGUACAUUCCA
This is a messenger RNA of Salmo salar (Atlantic salmon), 3582 nucleotides long. Its product is annotated as ADP-dependent glucokinase. Lineage: Eukaryota; Metazoa; Chordata; Actinopteri; Salmoniformes; Salmonidae. Gene Ontology annotation, molecular function: ADP-specific glucokinase activity. Gene Ontology annotation, cellular component: endoplasmic reticulum. Gene Ontology annotation, biological process: glucose metabolic process. The record is from RefSeq and is a predicted model, not a curated record.